AUGCCGGAGCAGCGGUCGUCGGCACCGCACAGGAUGGCUCGUGACAGCGAGCGCUAUUACUCGACCAAGCAUGUGAGACGCUACGACGUCGACGACGAGCACGUCCCAUGGGCACGGCCCUUUCCUGGCUACGCUCCAGUCGGCUCCGGCUUUGAGCUCGCAGCAGGUCGUCGCGCAGGCCUCAAUCUCAAUCCUGCAAAGGGCCUCAAUGAGCAGCAGAUCCGCGCAGCAGGCCUCAAUCCUGGAGGCCGCACUGGGCUGACGGGUGGCUGGGACAAGUUCACCGUCGCAGGGGCGAACUACGUGGUCGAUCCCAUCAUCACCCGAUUCCAGCCGGGGUCGGGCCAGCUUCGGCUCCAGCUGCUCGCGGUGCUGCGGUUCGACUGCGAGGAGUGGGCCAUACCGGGCGCGAUGCUGAGGGCUUUGCCGGGCGGCGGAGGCUGGGAGCGCGACAUCGACGCGAUGGAGCGUGGGCUUCGCCAGAAGGGCGUCGACAUCGUCAAUCUCGCAGAAGGCGGCACUGCGGAGCCGGUCUUUCGUGGCUACGUCGACGACGCCCGCAACACCGACGACGCGUGGAUCGAGACAACUGUGCGACAUUACCACCUGGACGACUUUGGGCAGGGCGAGAUCAAAAGCCCGGGCGUGAAGUGGGUGGACAUAUCGCCUGAGGUGCCAAUCUACCAGCCGCACUGCGCCUACGUGUACCACGUCGCCGACGAGAUGCUCAAGGUGCCGCAAAUCGAGCGGCAGAUGCGCGGCCUGUCCUUGAAGUUUGUAUUCCGGCCCGUGCCGGCGCUCUGGAGCGACCCCGAGACGCUGCAGCUCAUUGGCACGACCUCCGACCGCAUCUCGGGGAGCGAUGUGUCCCGCACCGUCGUCAAUACGGCCGAGAUUUUCAGCGUCUACGCUAUCGACCUCCGGCUGAGCUCACUCCAGCUCCGCGACGGAGUUCGCAAGCUGUUAUCCUCCAGUGGGAAUAGCCAGCAGUGGGUGCGAUGCCGAUGCGCGCGCUUUGCGCCCAUCACGGUCGGGUGGGAGCUACGCGCACGCUUCAACAUCCCGCAGCAUGCGACGCACCAAGCAUUUCUGUACGGUGUCCUCGACGCUCGCGAGUUCGACGCGGUGGGCGAACAGCGCGACGGUGUGUGCGACCCAUUCGAGGGACUGCUGGUGUCGGGCGGCUUUGUGUAUGCCGACUGUGACGGCAGCCGCGCCAAAGUGCUGCGCGUGACCUACGUCAGCCUUCCGACAAACGACCUCUACUCGAAGAAUCACACGGUCGAGUUCACGGGUCCGCACCGCAUGAUCAAGCCCGCUCGCGAGGUCCAUCGGGUCCGGGGGCAAUGGCGGGACGUCACGCUCUCCUUCCUCCUCGGGGUUGGCGCAGAGUCCUUCCUUUGGCUCAACCCGGGGGAGGAGGCGGGCGAGCACCCAAUCAAGUUUGGCGCGUUCGCUUACUCCUCCUCGCCCAGCGGGCAGGGCGAGGCCGUCUACUUUUACCUCAAGGUGGCGGACGACAUGCGCCUCGCCAAGGCCGCAUCCGUCCUCGAUGAGGAACAAACGGCGUACCUGAGGGGCGUCGGCGUCGAGGCGCCUGUCGAGGUGGCGCGCAAGCCCGACCACAGCGGCAAGGACGGGCAGCGCUGUGCGGCACAGGAUGCCGCCGAUCGCAAUUGGCUUGCGCUGCACGACGCCGUCGCCAUGGGAGACGCUGACCUCGUCGACUCGCUCCUCCGCGACGAGCGGCUGCUGCCCGAGGAGCUGGUCGAGUUCCAGCUCACCCGCCGGCAGCUGUCACGCGGCCACGACGCCGCUCCCCGCGGCCGCGACGCUCCCCGCGGCCGCGACUCCCCGGCGAUGCUGCACCGGGUGGACGUGCCUGCCUCCGGCAGCGUGCUCACGCCGCUGCAGGUCGCGGCGACGCAUGGGUACAGUGAGGUCGUGCGCGUGCUGCUCCGGCGGGGCGCCUCGCCGACAUUCCAAACCGACAACGGCGCGACGGCCAUCGACCUCGCCCUCCGCGACGACGAGCUCUCGGCAGAGCAGCUGCUUGGGAAGCUCAACUCGGCCAUUGAGCUGCUGCCGGCCUUGUUUCGCGUGUCGGCCGGCGAGGCGCUCUGCUAUGUCGCCGAGGUUUCAAGGCGUGCGACGGCGGCGGCGGCGAUGCAGAAACGGACCCGCCCUGCGGCGGCGGCCGACCUCACGGCGGCGUCUGAGCGAGCACAGAACCAUGGCAACUUGCUUUUCAGCCGCCUGUCGAUCCUGCAGCAGAUGCACCUGCUCGAGAGCGAGGGAAGCCGCGCCAGGACAGUGCCACACGCGAGUGGACAGGCCGGGAUGGUGGAGCGGCCUCGAAACUUCCUCGCCCGCGCCGUCGGAGUCCCUUGCAAGACAUUGCUGGCUGACCCAACUGUGCAGAGCGCGAUCGAACGCCGCUGGAUGGGUGAGCUGUCGCACUCUGUCGUCUCUGGCUACGUCGUCACACCCAACGGCGUCGAGCAAAAGCUUCGCCGUCCGCUGUCGCGCGCGCUGCUGCUUGUUGUGGCCGUGGGGCUCAACUUGCUGGUGCUGCCGUUCGUGGCGCUCGUGCCGCCCCUGCGCUCCGUCCUGCUGCAGAGCCUUCACCUCGGUUUCAGACUGGCAUCCACGCACCGCACGCCGCACAGCGAGGACUUCAAGCGCAAGUGGAACCCGUCUGCGCAGCUCUAUACCGACUCGCUCUACCUGCUGGACGUCCCAGUCUUCCGGUUCGUGCUGUCGUCAAUCAGCUGGGCGCUGCUCGCGCUCUGGAUGACCCUCGUGCCGACGCCGACCCUCGCCAUCGCCGUCGACGAUAUCUGGGGAGGGGUGUCGACUCUCGUAUCGCAAGGGGCGUCGGGCGCCCUGCCCGCCCUCGAGCAGGUCACGGAGGGUGCGUGGUCAGGACUGACCUCGCUGCUGCUUCUCGGCUGGCUGUUUGCACAUCUGCUCGAGCAGGAGGUCUCUGCCUUCUUCUCGUGCGGCGACUUCAUCAAGCAGGUGGAGCUGGUCUCGGUCAGCCUUGCAAUCAGCGCCAAGCUGAUGCCUCCCCUCCCGUGGGGCCACCAGACCCUUGCGUUCGGGCUGCUCCUCAUGUGGACCUCGUGGUUCCUGCGCGUCUUUAGCGUCUUGGGCAUGGGGCCGCAGGUCGUGAUGCUGCGGAAGAUGAUAAAGGACACGCUCCAGUUUCUAGUCCUUAUGGCUGGGUGCGCCGCCGCCUUUGCCGCUGCGCUGUACACGCUCUUCCGCAGCACCGCGCUGGACGGGGGCGAGGAGUGCGGGCCCCUGGAGGACCUAUCGCAGUCGCUGCCCGUCGCGCUGUACCGGCUGCUGCUGAUCUCGCUCGACCCGGGCUCAAGCAUCGAGUGUGCGGGCGCGGUCGCCGAGACGCUCGAGUCGGGCACGGUGUAUGACUUCCGCGUCGCCGCGCCCUUCAUCAUGAGCGUCUACGUGGUGCUGUCGGUGGUGCUGCUGCUCAACAUGCUCAUCGCAAUCAUGGCCAAGACAUUCGACGUCGUGUGGGACGACGCCGAGAACGAAAACAGCUUUGUCAAGGCGCAGCUUGCUCUGGGCUACUUCUUUGACGACGACGCGUGGCCGCCGCCGCCCUUCAACCUGCUCCGUCUCCCAGCGGUGUGCGGGGCGACAGUUCUCCGUCUCCUGUCGCCGGCAGAGCUGAGCGAGCGGCUGAAGGAGGCCUGCGCUCUCCUGCUGUGCAGCUUCAAAGCGGCUGCCAACGCCAGCCGCGACGCAUGCAGCUGGCUCGCCUGGCUGGCAGUCCUGCUGGGAAGGAUCUGUCGUGAGAUACUCGACUGCACUUUCGAAUCGCGGUACAAGACCUUCGACGAUGAAGCCGACAGUGGGCCGCCCCAAGACCGCGACCGCGACCGCGACCUUAACCCGUCGGACGUUUGCUACGUCGACGAGCGUGGAAAACUGUGGUCCGAGGACAACAGCAUUCAACAGCUUCAGGAGAAGCUGCUGCUUCGAGACGACGAGAAGAUCAGCGCCGAGGCCCGUAGCGUCGUCGAGGAGCUGCGCAAGGAGAUCGAGACGCUUCGGAAAAGGAAGGCGGCUGCAGAGGACACAAUCGACGAACACGCCCCUGCGACCGUCGAAUCGGACACGAAGAAGGCACCGCCGGACUUACCCCGUCUAGCGAAGACGCGGAUGCGGUGA
This is a messenger RNA of Emiliania huxleyi CCMP1516, 4200 nucleotides long. RefSeq lists its product as hypothetical. The record is from RefSeq and is a predicted model, not a curated record. Gene Ontology annotation, molecular function: inositol 1,4,5 trisphosphate binding; protein binding; store-operated calcium channel activity. Gene Ontology annotation, cellular component: membrane; cation channel complex. Bases 1 to 4200 code for a protein of 1399 amino acids. NCBI's taxonomy places the organism in Eukaryota, Haptophyta, Isochrysidales, Noelaerhabdaceae. The transcript is spliced from 3 exons. Gene Ontology annotation, biological process: manganese ion transport; calcium ion transmembrane transport; regulation of cytosolic calcium ion concentration.